This is a messenger RNA of Acanthaster planci (crown-of-thorns starfish), 1878 nucleotides long. RefSeq names its product 26S proteasome regulatory subunit 6A-B. Gene Ontology annotation, molecular function: ATP hydrolysis activity; ATP binding. The record is from RefSeq and is a predicted model, not a curated record. Lineage: Eukaryota; Metazoa; Echinodermata; Asteroidea; Valvatida; Acanthasteridae.
CGACUCUUUCAUGUGCACCUGAUUCAUUCCUUCCUCAUUUCAAGAUGGCUGCCUCGGCUAAGUUAGAAGACAAGGCGAUUUGGGAGGACGGAGAGGAAGCACUCGGGGAAGAGGUGCUCCGCAUGUCAAAUGAUGAAAUCAUUGGUCGGACCAGACUGCUGGACAAUGAAAUUAAGAUCAUGAAGAGUGAGAUCAUGCGGAUUCAGCACGAACUGCAAGCUCAGAAAGAAAAAAUCAAGGAGAACCAGGAGAAGAUCAAAGUGAACAAAACCCUCCCGUACUUGGUGUCAAAUGUGAUUGAGUUACUUGACGUUGAGCCAGAAGACUCUGGCGAAGCGGAGGGAGCCAACGUUGAUCUAGACUCGCAGCGCAAGGGCAAAUGCGCCGUCAUCAAGACAUCCACCCGACAGACCUACUUCCUUCCGGUGAUAGGCUUGGUAGACCCGGAGAAACUACACCCCGGGGACCUGGUGGGCGUCAACAAGGAUUCCUACCUCAUACUGGAAACGUUACCACAAGAGUUUGAUUCCAGGGUGAAAGCCAUGGAAGUUGACGAGAGACCGACAGAGCAGUACAGUGAUAUCGGAGGGCUGGACAAACAGAUUCAAGAGCUGAUUGAAGCAGUCGUCCUGCCCAUGACUCACAAAGAACGGUUUGAAAAUAUUGGUAUCCAGCCUCCCAAAGGAGUGCUCCUGUAUGGGCCGCCAGGCACCGGGAAGACGCUUAUGGCCCGAGCCUGUGCUGCUCAAACUAAGUCGACAUUCCUGAAGCUGGCCGGCCCCCAGCUAGUGCAGAUGUUCAUUGGGGAUGGUGCCAAGUUGGUGCGCGACGCUUUCGCCCUGGCCAAAGAGAAACUGCCCGCUAUCAUCUUCAUUGACGAGCUGGAUGCCAUCGGCACCAAGCGCUUUGACAGCGAGAAGGCCGGUGACCGGGAGGUGCAGCGCACCAUGCUGGAGCUGUUGAACCAGCUGGAUGGCUUCAGCUCCAGCGAGGAGAUCAAGGUGAUAGCCGCCACCAACAGAGUUGAUAUCUUAGAUCCGGCCUUGCUUCGCUCAGGUCGUUUGGAUAGGAAGAUUGAGUUCCCCAACCCCAACGAGGAGGCCCGGGCGCGCAUCCUACAAAUUCACUCACGGAAGAUGAACGUUGGGACUGAUGUUAACUUUGAGGAGUUGGCUCGAUGUACAGAUGACUUCAACGGAGCCCAGUGCAAGGCAGUCUGCGUUGAAGCUGGGAUGAUAGCUCUCAGACGAGGGGCCACCGAGCUGGCUCAUGAAGACUACAUGGACGGCAUCUUAGAGGUGCAAGCCAAGAAGAAAGCUAACCUCAAUUACUACGCUUAGCAGAAACCAUUCAAGCAAAGGGACCCAGUUUCAUGGAACCAAAUUACAAUCCUGCUAAGCAUGGAAACAGAAAGUUGCUCAGCUCAAAUUGGGGCACCCAUUAAAAUGUCAUUCUUUGCUAAUAACACUGUCGACUGGUCAACGUUCGUCUGAAUUUUCUAGGCAAUAAUUUCCGCCGGGGGGUUUGAUGAAACUGGGUCAGGAUUCUUGUCAACUUCCUGGCUCAGUGACACAGUUUGAAAUGCUCAGUCAGUAUACCAAGCUGAAAGUCGGCACAACUCUGUUCAGAUUGGUGACCAAAUCUAUGAGCAUCUUUGAGGAUAUUUAGAGUUGCUUGUGUCUGCUUUUUUCCCGAAGUUUCUGCUCAUCAGUAAUUGUGGAGUUGUGCCAUGAUGUUGGGCCCUAAUGCCAAUUCGGGAAGACGGGGUCUGUGUAUUGUCUAAUUUGCAAAACAAAUCCCAUUAGAACUCCGUACUUGAAGAGUUAGUGUACAACUAAUUGAUGUCAGCCGCCAAUAAAACUUCUGAAGACUAAAGAA